AUGGCAUUCCAGCAGCUAAUUGUUACCUCAGGCAGCACUCAAACAUCUCAAGCUGAAAGACGGUCAGCAAAUUAUAAGCCUACUAUUUGGAGUUAUGAUUUUGUGAAGUCCUUGAGGAGUGAAUAUAAGGAAGAGAUAUAUGCGAGGCAAGCUCAUAAAAUGAAAGAUGAGGUGAAGUGCCUCAUUAGUGGUGUUAUGGACCCAUUGGCCAAGCUUGAAUUGAUUGAUAUCAUUCAAAGACUAGGGUUGAAAUAUCAGUUCGAGGCAGAAAUAAAGAAAGCAAUAGAAGUUAUUUAUAAAGAUACUAAUAAUACGUGGUUAGUUGAUAAUCUCCACGCAACGGCCAUCUGGUUUAGACUCCUAAGACAACAUGGGUAUGACGUACCCCAAGGUGAAAAUAUCAUUGAGGAGGCUAAAACUUUCACAACCGAACAUUUGAAAAAUAUCAUAGGAGACAUAUCACCGACCUUGGCUAGAAAGGUAGCCCAUGCUUUGGAUAUGCCCUUGCAUUGGAGGUUCGCAAGAUUGGAGGCUAGAUGGUUCAUCGACUCGUAUGCACAAGAACAAAAUAUGAACCCUACUUUGAUACAAUUGGCUAAGUUUGAUUACAACAUGGUGCAAUCCAUUCACCGAAAAGAGGUCAGAAAAUUAGCAAGUUGGUGGGUUGAAAUGGGCUUGGACAAGAUGAGCUUUACCAGAGACAGGCUAGUAGAACACUACUUUUGGAGCAUGGGAAUACUAUUUGAACCUGAGUAUGGACCAUUUCGAUAUAUGGGGACAAAGGUUAUUUGUUUUGUAACUGUUAUAGAUGACAUAUAUGAUGUAUAUGGCUCACUGGAAGAAUUGGAGCUAUUCACCGAUUUUGUUUACAGAUGGGAUGUUAGUGAAAUUCAUAAGCUUCCAUGCAAUAUAAAGACGUGUCUUCUUGCAAUGUAUAACACUAGCAACGAAAUUGGCUAUUGGACAUUGAAAGAGCGAGGCUUCAACAUCAUCCCUUAUCUAAGCAAAGCGUGGGCAGAUCUGUGCAAAGCAUACUUAAAGGAAGCAAAAUGGUAUCAUGGUGGGUAUAAGCCAACGUUGGAAGAGUAUCUUGCCAAUGCAGUGGUUUCCAUAGCUGGGCCUCUUGUGCUACUUUGUUGUUACUUUCUAACCACAGACAAAAUCACAGAAGAGGCAUUGAAUUACAUAGACAAGCUCCCGAGUAUCAUACGUUGCAGCAGCAUGCUUGCUCGACUCACCAUGAUUUGGGAACAUCAUCG
This is a messenger RNA of Ilex paraguariensis (yerba mate), 1259 nucleotides long. NCBI's taxonomy places the organism in Eukaryota, Viridiplantae, Streptophyta, Magnoliopsida, Aquifoliales, Aquifoliaceae. The record is from the annotation of a GenBank genome assembly.